Molecule: messenger RNA, 3159 nt
Organism: Polyodon spathula (Mississippi paddlefish)
Lineage: Eukaryota; Metazoa; Chordata; Actinopteri; Acipenseriformes; Polyodontidae
Product: vasoactive intestinal polypeptide receptor-like
Exons: 13
Coding region: 1-1404 (467 amino acids)
Biological process (GO): cell surface receptor signaling pathway; adenylate cyclase-modulating G protein-coupled receptor signaling pathway
Cellular component (GO): plasma membrane
Molecular function (GO): G protein-coupled peptide receptor activity; vasoactive intestinal polypeptide receptor activity; peptide hormone binding
Source: RefSeq, a predicted model, not a curated record
AUGCAAGUGGCUGGGGGCACACUGGGAGCACUGCACGAGCCUCUGUGUGGGUUAAGGAGGAAAAUCGGAGUGGAUAGUUUGCCUCACCACGCUACUGCCACUCCUACUGGUAAGGUUGAUUCAAUUCACCCAGAAUGUGAAAUCAUUUCAGAGCUUUUUAAAGCAGAGACUCUUUGCUUAGAAAAACAAUACAAUGAAUCAUCCUUAAAAGAAAGGCACGUGUGCAAAACUGAAUGGGAUGGUAUACAAUGCUGGCCCAGAGUUGCAGUUAGUGAAUUGGUCAGUGUGAUAUGUCCAGAUUUCUUUCGACAUUUUACAACUAAACAAGGACUUGUCUAUAGAAACUGCACAGACAGGGGCUGGACCUACUCAUUCCCACCAUACUCUGAAGCCUGUGACUUUGAUAAUGACACAGGCAUGGAACCAGAGAAUAAGAAAUUGUACUACUCAACAUUUCAACACAUCUACACUGCAGGUUAUUCCACAUCACUGGUUUCACUAAUAACAGCCACUGUUGUUUUUGCUGUUUUCAGGAAGUUCCAUUGCACCAGGAAUUAUAUCCACAUGAACCUAUUUCUUUCAUUCAUCCUCCGAGCCAGUGCUGUUUUCAUAAAAGACGCUGUGCUCUUUGCAGAUGAUAACGUGGAUCACUGCUCCAUGUCCACGGUUUCGUGUAAAGCUGCUGUUGUGUUCUUUCAAUUCAGCAUUCUGGCUAAUUUCUUCUGGCUACUGGUGGAAGGCAUGUACCUAAAGACACUUCUGGCACUAACGUUUGUUUCAGAGAAGAAAUAUUUCUGGUGGUACAUUUUGGUGGGAUGGGGUGCUCCAGCUACAGUAAUGACUACAUGGGUACUCACUAGGAUUUAUCAUGAUAACCAUGGAUGCUGGGAUGACAAUGAAGAUACCACAGUUUGGUGGAUCAUAAGGUGCCCAAUACUUUUUGCAGUUUUUGUCAACUUUGUUAUAUUUGUGAACGUUAUCAGAAUACUGGUACAGAAACUGAAGACACCAGCUGUGGGAGGGAAUGAUUCAAGCCGUUUUUUGAGGCUUGCAAAAUCAACUCUGCUUCUCAUUCCACUGCUUGGAGUUCACUAUAUUGUCUUUGCAUUCUUCCCAGAAAACACUGGAAUAGAUGCAAGACUAUAUAUUGAGCUUGGAUUAGGCUCUUUUCAGGGUUUUUUUGUGGCUUUACUUUAUUGUUUCUUGAAUGGAGAGGUUCAGGCAGAACUGAAGAAACAUUUAGAAAGGUGGCAUGGUGAGGGAUGUUUGAGUUUUAAACAAAAACGCAGAGCCUUGUCCUCAGAGAGCAGCACUGGGAACUUCGUGUCUCAACUCAAUGAACUUGAAAAACGUAGCCCUAAAAGAAGACCAUCUGGAUACCACAACUGUAUUUCCUCUGUGUGAUGUUCAUUUGGUUGGCUACCUAAGGCUAUGUGUUGUAUCUGCAAGGCACAGUAGUGUGUCAUUUUUAAGCUAUUACUUGUUUGGGGGACCAGGUGGCUCAGUGUAUUGGUAUGUGUCAUAUGAAGUUCAGGUCAGCGGUUUUUGAUGAAAUUUGUGUUGGGGCCUUUGUUAAAUAUUUCUUGUGCGCAAAGUUCAGUUCCUAGUUCUGAAAUGUAAGUGCAAAGUUACUUUCAAAACAAACGUGCACACCAUCCUGAAACACUACUGAACACAACAUUGCCUUCAUAGUACAGGAUUAUUUUUCUGUUUCUAUAUUUUAUUAAUUUACUGAAUUGAUUGAGUUCUUUCUCACACUGAUUACUGGAGCAAUCUGCUAGUAUACAAUACCCUCUUUCAUCUGAUGCACAGACAUAGAUUCACAACAAUUGUCAAUAUCUUUAUAAUUAUUUUUUAAAUGGUUUGAAAACUUUAUACAUGCUGAUUGGCUGAUUCCAAACCAUGCCACUUAUGCCACUGUACUGCAUGUAAAUCUGUGAUCUCAUGCAGCACAAUUUGAUAUCCAUACAACAUGUAGUGUACCCUGGUCAUCUUCCAACAUUAAUUAAUUGAUUACUCACCCUAAGGAGUGUGUUAAAAGUAAAUUAUUAUUUUCUCCGAAAUGAAACAUUGCGCUACAAAUGUCCAUAACUUUUUGGUCACUGCAUUCUUUUAAAGGAGUAGUGCUACUGUACUAGGAAACCUAUAUUUGGCAACGCAAAUGGAGGUUUACGAUUUGACUAAAUGCACUUAGUGUGAAAAGACUGUGUGGACAUCAAUAAUUAUUAUGGAAAUGUUGUAAAAUUAUAAUUUAUGCUUGACCACAAAAAGUGCACAACAAGAACAGGAAAACAACAUCACUGCAUUGAUAUAUAUAUAUCAAUGUUCAACCUCUCAUUUUAGUGCUACUACUGUGGAUACAUACUGUAAAUGUCACAUGUUGUCAAUAAGGCAGCUUUCAGGAACACAGAAUCAAUCAUAACUUAUUUUAAAAUUAUUUUAUAAAGUACAUUUACAUAGAGGGAGAGAAUAAACAUGUUUUGUAAGCUUAGUUCAGGUAUAAAGAUUUGGGUCUAAACAAGACUAAGGGCUUAAUUUAGAAGUGCUUACCAUAUGCAAAAUAUGAUUACUGUGUGUAGUUCUGUCCCCAGUAUCCUGUUUACUAUUCUCAUUUACAUGCGGAAAAAAAGGACUGAGUGGAUGCAAAAUGAAAGGGGCAGAAUAGGGCUGUCGCCUCAUUUGCACUGAAUUGAAUUGAUGAUGUUUAUGUAUGCAAAGCAGCAUGUUAAACACAGAUAAUGAGCUGCCAUACAUUCAUGAGCUAUUCACGAAUGUCUGACAAGAAUUUUGUGCUGGCAAAAAUGACCCAAAAAUUCUUCCAACUGAAUGCUGCGACAAAGCAGAGAGCAUAGGCGGUGGAUGCUGUGUACUAUAAACAGCUUUUCGUUAGAAACACAGAGUUUAAUGGCAGAUAUUUCAGGUGCUGUAUAACCAUAACAUGUUAAGGUGACACUAUGAUUUAUUUUGGGCUAAUUGUAAGUAGACUAGGAUAAAAAAGAAAAUAUGCUGAAAUAAUUUAGUUUCAAUUUAAAAUGAUAUUUUAUUAUCUACAGUACACGUCCUACACCAACAUGAAGCAUAUAGUACGUAUCAGCAUGGUUUGUUCUGUAUUACAUGUAGGAUAGACACAUUAUAUAUAUAUAUACAUACACAAAUAGA